AUGAUAGCUAAAAACUUAAAGCUUUCAAUUAGCUCUGUCUUUUUAAUUUUAAUUGCUUGUCAAACUAUAUAAAGUAGUUCAUUAAAUGAAGGCUUGGAACUCAUUUAAUUAAUCGAGCUUUCAAGACAUGGCGCUCGUGCUCCUUUUUAUGACCUUUGGGAUUACAGAACCAAUUGGAAUGUACCAUUGACCACACUUACUAAUGUAGGACAAAGAUAACAUUUUUUGAUAGGCUAAGAGCUUUACAGGAGAUAUAAUUCUACUAUAUUCAAUAAUGGAAACUAUAGCCCUUAGAAUGUUAGUGUACUUAGUACUAGUUCAGAUAGAGCUUAACAAAGCGCUUUGAGUUAACUGUUUGGAAUAUUUUAGCAAAAAGGAGAAAAUAUGUAAUAAGAUUGGAAAUUCAAUCCAAGCACAGAUUUGCCCCCUUUUUAAGUUGCAGAUGGAAAGUAGAUUUUAGAAAAUUUAGAAGGUAAAAAUCUCCCCAACAGUUAUGUUCCUAUCAACGUUUUGAUACCUGAUGAUAAAAGACUUUUAGAACCCUCUGACACUUGCCAUGGAUAUGAUGUCUUAAAAGCAUUCAAUUUCAACACUGAUGUUUACAACUAAUUUGACGAAUCUUUAAGAGAAUUUAAACAAGAAUUUAUUGAAUUGUUUGGUUUAUAAAGCACCAUGACUGUUGAAGACGUCACAAUUAAGGUAAUUGCUAAUUAUUGGGACUCAGUCAUCUGCGAUAUUUACUAAUAAAUUAAAUUGCCAUCCAAUUUCACAAAUUAAUUUAUCUUAAAAAUGAAUUUUGUUUAUGACUUCUAACAACUUUACUUAGAUUUCAACAGUGACAGUGGAGAUUUAUUAAAAAUGUAAACAAGCACUAUUUUCAAUGAUUUAAUAAGUGUUGUAAGAGAUUAAAAAUACAAGUUUAGAUUUUAUAGUGCUAGUGAUGGAAAUGUUAAUGCAGUAUUAAUUGCUGCAGGAUACUCAUCCUAUACUACAGAUUUCCAAGAGUGGCUCCAUCCAUCAAAUAAUAAAAAUCACAGCAAUGCUCCUUUUGCUUCCACAGUAUUAUUUGAAAUUUAUUAAGAUAAGCAAACCUCUAAAAAAUUCAUUAAAAUGAUUUACAAUGAUAAGCCUAUUCAAAUUAAAGGAUGCUCUGAUAUCAUAUGCGAUUUCGAAAAUGAAUUUGUUUCAUCAAUGAUAAAUGAAGCAAUACUGCCUCAAAGUAAAUUUGAAACUGCUUGUGCUUUAGGUUUUUAGACUAGUUUAAGACAUACAAAUUAUUGA
Messenger RNA from Tetrahymena thermophila SB210, 1281 nucleotides. RefSeq names its product histidine phosphatase family (branch 2) protein. Gene Ontology annotation, molecular function: phosphatase activity. The transcript has 2 exons. NCBI's taxonomy places the organism in Eukaryota, Ciliophora, Oligohymenophorea, Hymenostomatida, Tetrahymenidae. Gene Ontology annotation, biological process: dephosphorylation. The record is from RefSeq and is a predicted model, not a curated record.